AUGCAGAGCAUGACAUGCAUCCUCUGGGACAUGGAGGAUUGCCCAAUCCCGGAAGGUCUGGAUCCUGCUUCGGUUUACGAGAAUAUCCAAUCAGCUCUCGCAAACAAUGGUUAUGGUGGUGAGGUGACAAUCCAUGCUAUCGGUGACAAGAAUCAGAUCCCUGGUUACUUCGAAUCCGCCGGAAUCGAGCUCAUACGCGCAGGAGAUAGACAUGCGAGACGUUUAGAAAUGACUAGGGGCAUUUUUGGCUGGACAUAUCAUUAUCCUGAGUCAAAUUUGAUGGUAAUCUCACGUGACAGCUCGGAUUUCUCCUCUUCUCUCGAAAGUUGUUGGUUAGAUGCAGCUCUGAAAAUUCUAAUAGCACAGCCUCGAAUGGCACCAAGAAGAUGUCGCAACUGCAGACUUAACAUUGCGAGUGCAGAGUGGCUUUGGGAAACCCUAGCUGUUGGAGGAGAUCCCAUUGUCAUCAACGAACACCCUUCUCUCUGACCAUCUCUAAUCUCUCUCUCUCUUCUCUCUCUCUCUCUCUCUCUAGUAAUUAUUCCUCUUGUCUGUUGUAAGUUAAGUACACUUUCUCUCUCUCUCUCUCUCUAGAAUACAGAACAAGUUGCCAAAAUCAAUGAAUGGAUUUUAUCUCAAAAACCCAAAACCAUCCUUGAUUCUCCGAAUUCUAGCUUCUUCUUACAUUUUCAUUAUCAC
Thlaspi arvense is the source of this 699-nucleotide messenger RNA. The record is from the annotation of a GenBank genome assembly. Lineage: Eukaryota; Viridiplantae; Streptophyta; Magnoliopsida; Brassicales; Brassicaceae.